AUGUUCUUAAAAGUGUUGAGAAAAUAUUCGAAGCUCGAUUUCCAUUUAUGACGAUUUGGCAAACUUUCAACCUUAGACAGACAUGUUUUCAUUAGUAGCACACAUUCAUGCACAACACUCGGUCGUUUAAAAGAAAAGCGAGAAAGUGUUCCCCAUUUGUCAGCAGUUUAAAUAAACAGUGCCAUUAAAUAUGAUUGAGGUCAGGCUUGAAACAACUAAAUAAGUAGUUUAAUAAUAUUUUUCGGAUUCUCUGAAUAAAAAUAAGUUUAUAGGAUAACUUUCGUACUAAUUCAGACAUAGGGAGGGAAACUGCCAAGUAACAAUUAUGGCAGUCAGGAGAACAAACUGUUACGAACAAGCACUAGCUUGCGACCAGUUUGAUAAAUUUUGCAAUGAGAACAAUCUCAAAGAUAUUUUGGUGCAUUACCAAAGCCUAUGCCGUACCUGCUCUCUGACCCCCACAAAUUUUCCAGAAUUUUUUGAUAAAAUUAAGUCACAAGUACCUUCCUGGAGAGCAAGUGAACUUUGGGCGAAAUUAGAAAAACGUGCAUGCCAUCCAACGUAUGGUAAAGGAAAAUUCUGUGCUGCAACAAGAGUUCUCAUAAUUGGUGGAGGUCCAUGCGGUCUUCGUAGCGCAAUUGAAGCACAACUUCUUGGUGCAAAAACCGUGUUAGUUGAGAAACGAACCAACUACACAAGAAACAACGUACUACACUUGUGGCCAUUCGCAAUAUCAGAUUUGCGCAAUCUGGGAGCAAAGCUAUUUUAUGGAAAAUUUUGUGCAGGUUCUAUUGACCACAUAAGUAUUCGACAACUCCAAUGUAUACUAUUAAAAAUUGCCUUGCUGCUUGGAGUUGAGAUACACUUUGGCGUUGCCUUUGAGAAGCUGUUAGAGCCGCAAUGUGAAAAUGAUAUCGGGUGGAAAGCGUCAGUAUCGCCUAAAGAUCAUCCAGUGUCUCAUUUCCACUUUGACGUCUUGAUCGGAGCCGAUGGACGGCGAAGUACCGUCCCGGGAUUUAAGAGAAAGGCACAUCGUGCAAAACUAGCCCUUGCCAUCACUGUCAACUUUGUUCAUAAUCAUACUCAGGCUGAAGCUAAGGUUCAAGAAAUUAGUGGCGUUAACUACAUUUUCAAGCAACAAUUUUUUCAAGAACUUGACCAAGCCAUGGGCAUAGCUUUGGAAAACAUUGUGUACUAUAAAAAUGAAACUCAUUACUUCGUAAUGACCCCAACCAAGCAAAGUUUGCUAGAAAAAGGUGUCCUUUUCCAGGAUUUUUCUGAUCCUGAGCAGCUACUUUCUCCAGAAAAUAUCGACCUAGAGGCCCUACAGCUUUUCACAAUGCAAGCUGUUGUAUUUGCAACAAAUAAUCAACUUCCUAACCUCCAAUUUGCCACCAACUCUCGAGGAGGACCUGACGUUGCGUUAUUUGACUUUACUACAAUGUAUGCAUCGGAAACUUCGUGCAGAGCAAUAGAGCGGAAAGGUGGCAAUAAAUUGCUAGUCGCACUUGUUGGAGAUUCUUUACUGGAGCCCUUCUGGCCUUUAGGUCUUGGGAUUUCAAGGGGUUUCCUGGCCUCGUAUGACGCUGCAUGGAUGAUUCGUAGCUGGGGCAAAGGCAGGGCUUCGGUUUGCGAAGUCCUCGCUGAACGAGAGUCAAUUUAUCGCAUGUUGCCUCAAACGACUCACGAGAACUUGAAUAAAGAUUAUGAUAAAUAUUCCAUUGAUCCCAGUUCUCGAUACACGAAAAUUAACUUCAACUCGGUCGGAGCACGCCAAGUGAGAAAUUUAUUUGACUCGGAUGAAGACGUAAAGGAUAUUUUUCUAUCUAUUCGGGACUCGAGAAAAUGUCGCAAAGUUUCAGAAACUGUGAUUUCAUUCUGGUUCAAAGAGCAACUGUCAAAGUUGGGAAUCACUAUCCACUCAUUAUUGGAUAUAUUUACCAACGGUGAUGCCUUAUUAGCAAUUAUUCAACUAUACCGAAGCGAUCUAGUCGACUACUACACUCUGCAUCAAGCAAAUCAGAAGGAUAAUAAUUUAAUUUGGAAAAAUAAUGAAUGCGCUUUCGAUAUUUUAAGAGAUGAGUACAACAUUCCUACAAUAAUUGAUGGUGAAAGUUCCAUGAAUGUGACUGAAGCACAUUUACCGCAACUGGUUCAAUAUUUGUCUCAAGUUUACAAUGCGUUUAGUGGAGAAAUUCCAAAACCUACAGAAUUCAAACAGGAAUUUGUCAAGGAAGCGUCUCCCCCCCAGCCCAACAAUUCUACUUUCCACCACACUCUCUCAAUUAAGCAAUUCCUCGAUGCAAAGGAUCAACUAGAAAAGAAGAAAGUUUUAGAUGAAGCAAAAUUCAAACAACGCUCACAACUGUACGAGUCGAUGAUGCAAGCAGAAAAGCAAAAUAAUUAUAAUCAAGAUGCUGAUGAAGAAAGGUCAACGUGCAGACCUGCAAGCAUUCCCACGCUAAAAUUAAAUCCUGCAGUUGCUGCAGCAGACCUAUUUUCAGCCUGUAGAAAUGGGAGCAAUCGUGAAAAAUCAUCAAACCCUAAAAUCCCUUCAGAUACAAUGUCCAUGAUUAAAUUGGCACGUUCAAGGUCUGACGUGGGGUACAGUAAAAAUGGCGGAUUUGGAAAUUCGUCACAGAUUCAACCUUCAUCAUCAUCCACUUUCCAACAGAGGCCAAAAAAUAAGCGCUCAGAGUUGGAGGAGGUGCAGUUGAGAAUAAGAAAAUCGAAGACAACCCCGUUUGGUGAAAUUGUCAGUACAACAUUUCUUCUGGGGAAGCAUAUUAAUCAAAACUCAGGUUGUUUAAGUAAUGAAGAGUCUGAUGAGAAUCCAUUAUCAUGCGAACGAAGAAGGCUCUUAAGGCGGACAAGGUCGAGAAGUGCGUAUCAGAAUCUUAAUGAUCAGGCGCAGGCCACGACGUAUUACAAUGAUGGAGAUGAAGAAGACGAAGAUCAAGAGAAUGUGGACGAAGGGCGGCGGAGCACUAAUCCUUUUUUUAACAACCAUGAACAAGAUCCCGGCUUUUCAGAACGAUGCAAAUUUUUGGAGAAAAGUCUUUACAACUCGGGAAGAGAAAUCAAAGUGCACAUUGGGGCGGCGUGGUCCCAAAAAGGCAACUCGGACUCUACCAAGAAGAAAAACAAUCCCUGUCCUCCUCCUGGUACAGCUAUUCCUCUGAAAAAAUCUCAGAGUUCCGGCUUGACUACCGGAUUUGAUCCAUUAAGUUCCUUUAAAAGAGGAAGCUCCUUUAAUGUGAGGAAUAAGAUGGCGGUGGUGGAGGAAUCCUUGAGCAGCAGUAGAGAGGAGGAGGAGGAGGAUGAGAGAGUUGGGGUCGACAAAGGAGAAAAGGAGUCUAAUCCUAAGGCUUUAUUCCUGGAGAGGAGGCUGACUGAGAUGAGAGCAACCCAUCCAGAAUGGAGGUCAGAUGAAAAAAUCCCGUCAGCACAACACAAAAAUGACCACAACUCCCAUCACCAUCACUUUCACUCCAGCCAGCAACGCCGGCAACAGAGUGGAACCGCUGCCGCCGCCGCUGCUGUUCGCAACCCGGACCUAGAAAGAGGGCCCGGCAACAUGAGAGAAAAGUCGCAAAGGGAGGGAAAAAAAUCCAGCGGCACUUCUUCUGCAGUUGACAGUGAUUUAGAUUGUUUCUUGAACGCCAUCGACUUUGAACGUAUUGAUGGCCAAGAUCUGCAGGAACUUUUGUCAUCCUAUUAAAUGAAGAACUAUAUUACAAAACCAUCACACUCUUUUAGCGAAUAUGAGCAAUCAAGGCAACUCGCCGCACUUUCUACUUACUUAGUUAUAGUUUCUUAAUAAAACUUUAACACAAUAAUAAAACACACGGUCUAAGGUUGUUA
This is a messenger RNA of Folsomia candida, 3864 nucleotides long. Its product is annotated as F-actin-monooxygenase MICAL2. Lineage: Eukaryota; Metazoa; Arthropoda; Collembola; Entomobryomorpha; Isotomidae. The transcript has 11 exons. The coding region runs from base 326 to 3721 and encodes 1131 amino acids. The record is from RefSeq and is a predicted model, not a curated record. Gene Ontology annotation, molecular function: protein binding.